Scaptodrosophila lebanonensis is the source of this 2478-nucleotide messenger RNA. Its product is annotated as sodium-dependent nutrient amino acid transporter 1. Gene Ontology annotation, biological process: sodium ion transmembrane transport. Bases 407 to 2335 code for a protein of 642 amino acids. Gene Ontology annotation, cellular component: membrane. Lineage: Eukaryota; Metazoa; Arthropoda; Insecta; Diptera; Drosophilidae. Gene Ontology annotation, molecular function: L-amino acid transmembrane transporter activity. The record is from RefSeq and is a predicted model, not a curated record. The transcript has 7 exons.
ACAUAACGGGUUUUUUGUCUGUCAAAUUAUUACUCGUUUUUAUUGCAACAAGUGUGAAGCGGAAGCGCUAAUAGCCAUCAUAAUAAAAUAAAAAUAAUAAGCAAAUUCGACAAAUUUGAAUAAUGCUCGACAGUGCUAAUUUCUGGCCAACAAUCUAAAUAGAUUGCUAUAAUUUAUUAAUUAAAGAGCCCUAAUUGGGAGCCAUUAAAACAAUUGCAUAUGCAGAUGCCGAAUUUGAGAUUUGUGCCAUUUGUUCAGCCAGUUCGAAGUGGUUAUAACCGACUGUAAGCAGAGUUACGACUUACAACAACAAAUCAGAAGCAGCAACAACAGCAACAACAGCAACAUCAACUGCGAGCACCAUAAAAGAGCUAAGGUUGAAGUGUCGACAGAUUAAAACGUUGGAAUGGCAGCUACCUCGCGCACAUCGCGCCAAAAUCCCGCCUUCAUUGGCGACGAUGGACGCAGCACGGCCAGCACGGUGGUUAUGUCAUCGUCCUUCAACGAGCCGGAGGAUGCGGAACGUAACAAAGGACCGUCCGGUGGUCGCGAGGAGCGUGCCACAUGGGGCAAGGGCAUUGAGUUUCUCAUGUCCUGCAUUGCAAUGUCCGUGGGUCUCGGAAAUGUUUGGCGUUUCCCCUUCACUGCCCUGGACAAUGGGGGUGGGGCAUUUUUAAUACCCUACCUCAUUGUGCUCUUUCUGGUGGGUAAGCCCAUCUACUAUCUGGAAAUGAUAAUUGGCCAGUUUUCGAGUCGCGGCUCCGUAAAAGUAUUCGACUUGUGUCCAGCCAUGAAGGGUGUUGGCGCCGGUCAGGCAUUCCAGGUCCUCAUGCUCAGCACCUACUACGCCGCGCUGGUGGCCAUCAUUGGCCAAUAUUUCUUCGAGUCCUUUCGCAACCCACUACCCUGGGCCACAUGCCGUCCAGAGUGGGGUAAGAAUUGUAUCGACUCGGCGCCGCGUGAGGGUGUGGCAGACCCGACUAAUUGGCAGGGGCAGCAGCAAAAUUUAACAAACUUAACUCCGGACCAUGACCAAAAGCGAUUGAUUUCAAGCUCGGAGUGGUUCUUUGUCAAGGAAGUUCUGCACGAGAAGGCGAACAUUGAGGAUGGCAUUGGCCUGCCCAACUGGCAGCUGGUCGUAGGACUAUUCGUGUCCUGGUUGUGUGUCUUCCUCAUCAUACGUCGCGGAGUCAAGAGCUCCGGCAAGGCCUCGUAUUUCUUGGCCCUCUUCCCCUACGUCGUCAUGGGCGUAUUGCUUGUGAGAGCCGUCACGCUGCCCGGCUCCAUCGAUGGCAUCAUAUAUUUUAUUAAGCCCGUUUGGAGCAAGAUUCUGGACCCGAAAGUGUGGUACGCCGCCGUCACGCAGUGCUUCUAUUCGCUGUCCGUUUGCUUCGGCAACAUCAUCAUGUACUCCUCGUUCAACAAGUUCGGGCACAAUGUGCAUCGAGAUGCGACAAUAGUCACGGCCCUGGACACGGCCACAUCCAUGCUGGCGGGUUGCACCAUAUUUGGCAUUCUGGGGCAUCUGGCGCACGAAAUCGGCACAGACGAUAUUGGCAAGGUGGUGAAGGGAGGCGCCGGAUUGGCAUUCAUCUCCUAUCCGGAUGCCAUAGCCAAGUUCAAGAGUCUGCCGCAAAUAUUCUCGGUUCUCUUCUUCUUGAUGUUGUUCGUCCUCGGAAUAGGCUCCAACAUUGCGAUGACGUCGUGCACAGUUACGGCGAUUCGCGAUCGCUUUCCCAACUUCAAACAGUGGCAGUGCGCUCUGCUUAUUGCCUGCGUUAGCUUCGCCAUUGGGCUGGUCUACAUAACGCCGGGCGGACAAUUUAUGCUGACGCUUGUGGACUUCUUUGGCGCCUCGAUGAUUGCCUUGGUUCUGGGCAUCGCCGAACUCUAUACGAUUGGCUGGAUCUAUGGCACCGAUCGUCUGUGCAAGGAUGUUGAGUUCAUGAUGGGACGCAAGGUUGGCAAAUACUGGCGCCUGUGCUGGGCCGUCAUCACACCACUUAUUAUGACCGUGAUUCUCAUAUACUUCUAUGCCACCUAUGAGCCACUCACAUACAACAAUAUCAUAUAUCCCCACUGGGCGUAUUCAAUCGGCUGGACUAUUACGGCCUUUGGCAUCCUUCAGCUGCCGCUGUGGAUGAUCAUCGCUAUUAUUCGGGACCCUGGCAAGACGCUGAGCGAGAAAAUUCGUGGUGCAUUCAGUCCCAAGAAAAAUUGGGGACCCGCUGAUCCAAUAUUACGCGAACAGUACAAUAAGGAGAUUGAAAACGAGCUGAUGCCGAAGCGUGGACGCGGCUUUUGGCCCAGCAUCAAGCAAAACAUAUUUGGUUAGGGUCGACCAAUUUGCUGUCCAGAAUUUGUACCCGUAAUGCCUGCUUAAUUCGCGUGUAAAUAUCGUACUCCUUUAGCAUAAGUUCGGAAAGUAUUUGCUCAUUAUUUGUAAGUGUGCCAAUAAAAAAUGUGAAAUGAAAUGGA